Molecule: messenger RNA, 298 nt
Organism: Serpula lacrymans var. lacrymans S7.9
Lineage: Eukaryota; Fungi; Basidiomycota; Agaricomycetes; Boletales; Serpulaceae
Exons: 1
Source: RefSeq, a predicted model, not a curated record
UCCCAGGUCGUACGUUCCUGCAUACAACUGAUCAAUCAUGGCUGCGUCGUCAUCUACGUUGAUUGGGUUAGAGGGAGAGCCUGUCUCAGGCCUGUGCAUUGCGCCAGGCGGACUGUCUUUCUGUCCCUUCGACAUACGAGACUGCCGUUUUGAUGGAGUUCUGGCGGCGGGGAUCCGGAGUAUCACCUCUUUCCGGCCGCGUCGGGCUCCUUGUCGGUUUGUCAGGCGACGGGUUUGGGCGUUUGGCACUGGUCGAGGUGGAGAUGAUGGGGGAGACGGUGGUUUUGGGUUCGACCCA